This is a messenger RNA of Coregonus clupeaformis (lake whitefish), 5157 nucleotides long. RefSeq names its product immunoglobulin-like domain-containing receptor 2. Gene Ontology annotation, biological process: pancreas development. NCBI's taxonomy places the organism in Eukaryota, Metazoa, Chordata, Actinopteri, Salmoniformes, Salmonidae. Gene Ontology annotation, cellular component: membrane. The record is from RefSeq and is a predicted model, not a curated record.
AGGCUGACCUGCGUAUUGGGGAGCUCCAGUGGGGAGACAGUGGGGUGUACCUCUGUAAGGUGGUCAUCUCUGACGACCUGGAGGGCAGGAAUGAGGCCCCUGUGGAGCUUCUGGUGUUGGGUAAGACAGGUACAGGUGUGUCAGAUGAUCUCCUGCCUGACUUUGAUGUGAAGAUUAUGCCAGAGUGGGCCUUUGUGGGCUCGGUAGCCCUGGGUAUUAUCCUGUUCAUCUUGCUGUUUGGUGUGUGUUGGUGCCAGUGCUGUCCUCACUCCUGCUGCUGCUAUGUGUCCUGUUGGUGCUGCCCUGACACCUGCUGCUGCCCACGACACUUGUACGAGGCAGGAAAGGGUUUGAGAAGCACGGCCUCGUCCCCCCAGAUCGCUGUGUACCCCCCCUACUACGUACCUGGGGUCCCGGCCAUGGUCCCCAUCGCUCCCCCCUCCCUGGUGGACACCAAGAUGAUGUCCGCUCCCCCCUCUGUCUCAGAGAGCAGCGCAGCUGGAGUGCGGCCUGUGUACCGGCUGCAGUCCUCUCUGGAUCAGGACUCUCUGAAGGUGUUGCAGCACGUAGAGAAACAGCUGGCUAAUUUCCACCCAGCCAAGCCCCAGAGCCACGACUCAUGCAGUGUCUCAGAGCUCAGUUCUCUCCAUGAGAUGGAUACAGGGGGUUUCCGUCAGUCUUACCGCAAGAUACAGGAGAAGGCCCUGCCAGCCAUCCCUGACCACGACCGUGACCUUGAAGACAUCCCUGAACGCCGUCAUCCCUCGUCCUCCUCUCAGACCCGUCGUUCCACACGCUACCAGCACCGCCGCAACCGCAGCAUUGAGGAGGACCAUCAUCAUAAUAAUAACAGCAGGUGGAACCCUCGUUCGGAGCACCUGCAACGUAAGGCCUUCCUCCUGGGUGGGAAGACAGGCUCCCUGGAUGAGCUGGAGGAGUUUGCCCAGUGCUACAGACAGAGAGGCCCCAGGGAGGAGCUCACCGUCAGGGACAUCAGAGACACCGACCAGGAGUACGAGAGACUGGAGCUGCGGGAACGAGAAGGUGACCGGGAUAGGGAUCGAGAUCGGGAAUACUAUCCGCCUUCUUACCGGGACAAGACGACGAAACGUGGUUACCGUGACAACAGUGAUCGCGAUGACCACGCAGAGACCUGGCGAGAACGAGAUCGUCAAGAGGAUCGUCAUGGAGACCGACAACGCAGUCCGCCGCCCUCGCCCAGGAAGAGACGGGGCACAUGGGACAACGAGCUGGAGCAGCGCCCCCCUAAACCCCCUGCCCCUCCUCCCCCUCCUGGCCAGAGCCCCCGGGGGCGGGACUACGAUGACGAACUCCUGAGCAACCUUUUGGAGCGCAAGACCAGACGGGGCGGGGCCAGUGACAGUAGGGGUGAUAGGGGCAGGGGAGGGGGGCGGAGCGAAGAGGACACGCCCUCAGACACACCCUCUAAGGGUUCCAAGGGCUCUAAGAAGAGCAGCGGCGGUGGCGGUGAGCGUCACCAUAGCCGUUGGCCUAGCAACAGAGAGGUGGAGUUGGUAUUAGACUCAAGGGGAGAGGACUCUCUACCCCCGUACUGCCAGACUGCGUUAGAGCGGUUCAGAGCCGCUGAGCGCCCCUCCCCCUCCCCCCAUUCCUCCCGCCCCUCCAACGGAGGCUCCACCCAUAGCCACGCCCUUACCCUACAGCAGGAGAGCGGAGAGGAGCGGGACAAGCCCCGGAAAGUGGUAUGGAGGCUCACCUUUACAGAUAUACUGUGACUCAGGUGAGAAAGGAAUCAGUUUUAGAAGUUAUUGCACCUGUGCCUCUUAGCCAGAGAAUUAAGCAUUAUCAUACCAUUAUAAGAAAAGCUGGAAACUAUCGUCAAGAUCUGAACCUGAACGACUUCACUUACCUUUUUUAUCCUUCCAUUCUGCAGAUUUGUUUUACUUUUUCUUAUUUCCUGUGUUUGUUUUUCUAAUCUGAUGCUUUACAACUGUUUUAUAAUGGACUUUUAUGGAUGUAACUCAAUUGAUCUGUAAUCAGUUACAAUUAAAAGGCACAGGUGAUUAGAUAUCAGAUUUGUUCAACUUAACAUCUUGACUACCACUACUACUACUUGGCUAAUACCAGUGUUGUGUUCAGCCUUCUAACAGAUGUUUUACCUCAGUUGAAAUGGCAGAGCUAGGUGGAAUCUCUUUGUAACCUUUGUGACCCCAACGUGACCCCAGAACCUGGCCUCACUUAUCCUUCUUAUUCUGCCUGCUUGCUGCCCCACUCCCAACUAACUAACAGAGCUUGGCUUGCUGCCCCACUCCCAACUAACUAACAGAGCUUGGCUUGCUGCCCCACUCCCAACUAACUAACAGAGCUUGGCUUGCUGCCCCACUCCCAACUAACUAACAGAGCUUGGCUUGCUGCCCCACUCCCAACUAACUAACAGAGCUUGGCUUGCUGCCCCACUCCCAACUAACUAACAGAGCUUGGCUUGCUGCCCCACUCCCAACUAACUAACAGAGCUUGGCUUGCUGCCCCUCUACCAACCAACUAACAGAGCUUGGCUUGCUGCCCCUCUACCAACCAACUAACAGAGCUUGGCUUGCUGCCCCACUCCCAACCAACUAACAGAGCUUGGCUUGCUGCCCUCUACCAACCAACUAACAGAGCUUGGCUUGCUGCCCCACUCCCAACUAACUAACAGAGCUUGGCUUGCUGCCCCUCUACCAACCAACUAACAGAGCUUGGCUUGCUGCCCCACUCCCAACUAACUAACAGAGCUUGGCUUGCUGCCCCUCUACCAACCAACUAACAGAGCUUGGCUUGCUGCCCCACUCCCAACUAACUAACAGAGCUUGGCUUGCUGCCCCUCUACCAACCAACUAACAGAGCUUGGCUUGCUGCCCUCUACCAACCAACUAACAGAGCUUGGCUUGCUGCCCCACUCCCAACUAACUAACAGAGCUUGGCUUGCUGCCCCUCUACCAACCAACUAACAGAGCUUGGCUUGCUGCCCCACUCCCAACUAACUAACAGAGCUUGGCUUGCUGCCCCUCUACCAACCAACUAACAGAGCUUGGCUUGCUGCCCCACUCCCAACUAACUAACAGAGCUUGGCUUGCUGCCCCUCUACCAACCAACUAACAGAGCUUGGCUUGCUGCCCCUCUACCAACCAACUAACAGAGCUUGGCUUGCUGCCCCUCUACCAACCAACUAACAGAGCUUGGCUUGCUGCCCCACUCCCAACUAACUAACAGAGCUUGGCUUGCUGCCCCUCUACCAACCAACUAACAGAGCUUGGCUUGCUGCCCCACUCCCAACUAACUAACAGAGCUUGGCUUGCUGCCCCUCUACCAACCAACUAACAGAGCUUGGCUUGCUGCCCCUCUACCAACCAACUAACAGAGCUUGGCUUGCUGCCCCACUCCCAACUAACUAACAGAGCUUGGCUUGCUGCCCCUCUACCAACCAACUAACAGAGCUUGGCUUGCUGCCCCACUCCCAACUAACUAACAGAGCUUGGCUUGCUGCCCCUCUACCAACCAACUAACAGAGCUUGGCUUGCUGCCCCACUCCCAACUAACUAACAGAGCUUGGCUUGCUGCCCUCUACCAACCAACUAACAGAGCUUGGCUUGCUGCCCCUCUACCAACCAACUAACAGAGCUUGGCUUGCUGCCCCUCUACCAACCAACUAACAGAGCUUGGCUUGCUGCCCCACUCCCAACUAACUAACAGAGCUUGGCUUGCUGCCCCACUACCAACCAACUAACAGAGCUUGGCUUGCUGCCCCACUCCCAACUAACUAACAGAGCUUGGCUUGCUGCCCCUCUACCAACCAACUAACAGAGCUUGGCUUGCUGCCCCUCUACCAACCAACUAACAGAGCUUGGCUUGCUGCCCCUCUACCAACCAACUAACAGAGCUUGGCUUGCUGCCCCUCUACCAACCAACUAACAGAGCUUGGCUUGCUGCCCCUCUACCAACCAACUAACAGAGCUUGGCUUGCUGCCCCACUACCAACCAACUAACAGAGCUUGGCUGAGACGAGAGGGGUCUUUUCACUGUUACACUGGCCUAAAUGAGCACAAAGCACAGCUUGCAUUAUGGCUUUACACUUUGCACACACGUGACUAACGUGAAGCUCUCCUUGCUGUUUUCUUUUAACAGAGCACUCUUCUUAGCAGAGACUCUCUCAUAGUUUGAUGCCUGGAGAGGACAGACACAGACACUGGGAAAGAUACUGGGGAUCAUCCUCUACUCCCCAUCACCCCAUACUGGGGAGUAGAGAGGAGAGGUGCUCAGACCACACUGGGCAAGCAGAGAGCAGCAUGGAGAGGUCAGUGACCUUGCAUCCAGCAGCAGAGGGAACGGCUACCUCUGAGUGACAGGCAGUACAUCCACUGGACUGACCAUGGUACAGGACUUGGGAUAGUCAGAUCAGGCAUCAGAUAUACAUGGAUCACCAUGACCUUAGAAGAAGAGUCAUGUUCAGAGCUGGGGCAAAGACCUCUGGAUGCACAGGACACACAGCACUGUGUGUGAGUGAGUGAGUGAGUGAGUGAGUGAGUGAGUGUGUGUAUUGGUGUGCGAAAGUGGUAUGUGUGAGGGAAAAGUAUGGUGCUUAUUCCAGUCUGCUCUUUUGUGUGUGAGAGUGAAUAGUUUCUCCAUCUCCUUGUCCUCUCCAUUGUAUUGUUCUGUCUCACUGCCUCUCACUAACAACACACACUGAAUGAUGAUGUCAUCCCCGAGUUUCUGUCACUGCCACCUCUACACAGUGCACGCUCAGGGCAUGCUCUUCUCUGUGACGUCGCUGAAUGAUGAUGUCACUCUGGAGUUUCUAUUCACCACCACCACCACCACUGCCCAGUCACGGUGGAAGGCUGACGUUGAGCCAACGUUUGGAUUCUGUUGUGUGAAUGGUGUGGAUCCCCCAUACCAUUGUGUCUUUCAGUGCCAUUGUAAAGCACCUAUUAUUAACCCCUUGCUUGGCCUUGACUCUGUGGAUAGAGGACACAGUGUUUCUUAAUCAUUGUGUUUGAUACAAUGAUACAAUAUUGGUUAUACCAAGUAAGUUCACUACUAACAGAGCCAGUGAGAGAAACUGGAACUUUAUGGGCGGCAGGUAGCCUAGCGGUUAACAGCGUUGGGCCAGUAACCGAAAGGUCAGUGGUUCGAAUUCCC